CACGGAUCCCCACAUCCACAAUGCCCACAUGCCCAUGUACUCCGUAUGUGGUACGACCAACUAGCCGAGUGGAUUUUGGUAUAAACCAUUUUCCGCGGACGCCUGAUUUUCUCAGUUUUCUCAGAGUUGUGGAGCCGUCGAGAACGCGGAACUUUCGCAUGAGAAGUCGCAGCAUUCGUCGAUUUCCGCCGGAAUUCAGCGUUCAAUUUGCCACUUAUAGAGUACAGCCGGCACAUUCCCCUAGUUACACAGACAGAUAUAACCAGACGGAUCCGGAAAGAACACAUAUUGUACAGCCGAAACAGCGCACACCUUCCCGGCUGAUCCCCAUCCGAUCCCAGAGAUCCAAGAUAUCCAAGAGAUCCCAGAGAUCCAAGAUAUCCAAGAGAUCCAAGAUAUCCAAGAGAUCCCAGAGAUCCAAGAGCUAG
Molecule: messenger RNA, 428 nt
Organism: Drosophila santomea
Lineage: Eukaryota; Metazoa; Arthropoda; Insecta; Diptera; Drosophilidae
Exons: 2
Coding region: 21-428 (135 amino acids)
Source: RefSeq, a predicted model, not a curated record